Messenger RNA from Paramacrobiotus metropolitanus, 1690 nucleotides. Its product is annotated as glutamate-rich WD repeat-containing protein 1-like. The transcript is spliced from 5 exons. Gene Ontology annotation, molecular function: protein binding. Lineage: Eukaryota; Metazoa; Tardigrada; Eutardigrada; Parachela; Macrobiotidae. The record is from RefSeq and is a predicted model, not a curated record. The coding region runs from base 178 to 1593 and encodes 471 amino acids.
AAUUAUUUCAUAUUUCAAGUUCUAGGGUAGGAUAAGAAUUUUCAAAUUUUCCGAUCUGAGGCAGUUCGUCUCAUUUCUGCUUCUUGUGAUCGAAAGUUCAAGCCCAAAAUUGGAUCGUGUAUGGCGUUAAUGUCCAUCUAGAAAUAUAAAAAGGCAACAGACUAGUAAUAAUUAAAAAUGACGGAUGAAGAGAUGGAGAUUCCGGAACAGUCGGGUGAUAAGGACGAAGACGCUGCUAUGGAAGCAGCUAACAGCGAGCACACUACUUCCGACGAAUCUGAUGGUGAGGGGGAAUCUGGUGACGAGCAGGAUUAUUCUGAUGAAGAAGGCAACGUCGAAGCCGGUGAAGAACAGGAGGAAGGCCCAGCUCGUGUAUAUCUGCCUGGUGAGGCUGAAGAUGCGGAGAAGAGCGGGGACCUGGUGUGCGAUAUGGCAGCGUACUCCAUGUACCACACUUGUGGAACGCUCCUUCCUUGCUUGAGUUUCGACGUUAUUCCGGAUAAUCUGGGAGAGAACAGAGCAACGUUCCCCGCGACCUGUUAUUGUGUAGCCGGCAGCCAAGCGGACCGUGCCAACAAAAAUUCCUUACUCGUCAUGAAAAUGACUAAUUUAACCGCAACAAAGCCGGAUAAAGGCUCUGAUGAGGAGAGCGAAGAGGAUGAAAGCGAUGACGAGGAUCUGCCCGAAUUGGAGUGUGCACAAAUUCGGCACAUUGGUUCUGUCAACAGGUUGAAAUUCUGCCGAGUGGGCGAAAUUCCUUUAGCUGCGACUUUCUCGGAAACAGCAGCAGUACAUCUGUGGAAUCUGUCCAGCGCACUGAACGCCGUGGAUGAUUCCCGUGUAAUGAGCACCUUCCAGCAGAACUCACCGAAAUAUGCGCCCGUGUACACAUUUUCCGGCCACAAAACCGAGGGUUAUGCGUUGGCCUGGUCACGCGCCGCAGCCGGUUGUCUGGCGAGCGGUGAUGCAGACGGUCGCAUUUUUGUCUGGAAGCCUUCCCAGGGAGGACAGUGGCAUAUUGAUGCACGGCCAUAUACUAGCCAUUCGUCCUCAGUUGAAGACAUUCAGUGGAGUCCCCACGAGCCGAACGUGUUUGCUUCCUGCUCUUCAGACAAAAGUAUUAAAAUAUGGGACGUUAGAGAGAAGCCUAGCGCUGCAUGCAAGCUCACAGCAACAGAAGCACACUCGCAGGAUGUUAACGUUAUCCAUUGGAAUCCUACUGAUCCAUUUCUCGUAUCGGGCAGUGACGCUGGGGAUAUUAAAAUAUGGGAUCUGCGCAGAUUUACCACAGAAAAUGCUGCUGUGGCUGUUUUCCGGCAUCAUCGCGGUCCCAUAUGCAGCGUUGAAUGGCACCCAACUGAUUCAACAGUUUUUGCCGCAGCCGGUGAAGAUAAUCAGUUAACGCAGUGGGACAUCGCUGUGGAGAAAGGAGAAGACGAACCAAAGGAACUCGAUGCUGUUCCGCCACAGCUUCUUUUCAUACAUCAAGGCCAGACUGAAAUCAAAGAGCUUCACUGGCAUCCACAAAUUCCUGGUGUUGUUCUUAGCAGUGCUCUUAACGGAAUAGAUGUUUUCAAAACGAUUAGCGUGUAAAUUCUGUUGACGUAGGCUAUCUGCGGAAUUGGUUCAAAAAUAAAAUAAAUGUUGGUCUUUAUUAAAAUGCAUCAGAUUUUUGUAUCACAUCGGUGUA